Molecule: messenger RNA, 552 nt
Organism: Mesorhabditis spiculigera
Lineage: Eukaryota; Metazoa; Nematoda; Chromadorea; Rhabditida; Rhabditidae
Source: the annotation of a GenBank genome assembly
AUGCUAUUCUAUUUUAUUGCUCUUUUCAAUUGCUUGGUGCUGGUUAAAAAUGUGAUCUCCGCCGAGCCGCUCUGUCACGAUUUGACGCGCUGCGCAAUGAACAAAUGCAUCAAACCUCUGCCACAACCAUUUCCGGCUAAGGAGAAUCUCCUCGAGUUCCUGCUCCACCACGCGAAUUUUGCUUGCGUAUUUGGCAGUGCUUGUCAAGAGGCCUGCAGAAAGUGCCCCCACUGCAAGUACACCCAGGAUCAGAUCAAGCACUUUGUGCUCAAUCAAAAAACAGAUGGUCUCUGUCCCAAUCUCGAAGCCUGUGCCCAGAGAUGUGUAAAGGAGGAGAUAGCGACUGAUCCGUUCGGCUGCGUAUUCAAGCGAAAUUGUGCAAAAUACUGUUACGAUGAAUCGGAAUGUGCACCCUGUUAUCAAACGGUCAAGCGCGUUUUUACAGGCGUUUGCAAAAAGCACCUCUUCGACGAAGCCUACAACCAAAAAUGCCGGCCCCUUUACGAAGAUAGCGCAAAAUUCCUCGUAUCACGGGUCAAAAAACUUUACAAA